Messenger RNA from Rattus norvegicus (Norway rat), 6112 nucleotides. The record is from RefSeq and is a predicted model, not a curated record. Lineage: Eukaryota; Metazoa; Chordata; Mammalia; Rodentia; Muridae.
GGUGAAUUGGUUGACUGGCUGGGGGGGCGGGGCAGUGGCUCCUGUCAGCGGGUGAAAUGGCAGUGGCGGAGCCGGCGACGGCCGCGGUCCCCGGGGGUGGCUGAUUGAAAGGGGCCGGGCCGCGGGGUUUGCGGGACCCCCGAGCAGACGCGACCGCGGGUAGGGGCAUCGGACGACGCAGCGCAGGGACAGCGAGGCGAGGCGCGGCGAUGGCGGCGCUCUCGGCGCAGAUAGAGUUGUAACCUGGUAUCUCCCUGGCUGAUGAGCCUGUCCACCAUGGCAAGCCCCACUCUGAGCCCCGACUCCUCAUCUCAGGAGGCCCUGUCAGCACCCACCUGCUCCCCAACCUCUGACUCCGAGAACCUCAGCCCAGAUGAGCUAGAACUACUGGCCAAGCUUGAGGAGCAGAACCGGCUCCUGGAAGCCGACUCCAAGUCCAUGCGCUCCAUGAAUGGCUCCCGGAGGAACAGCGGCUCCUCCCUGGUAUCCAGCUCCUCCGCCUCCUCCAACCUGAGCCACCUGGAGGAGGACACAUGGAUUCUCUGGGGCCGGAUUGCCAACGAGUGGGAGGAAUGGCGGCGCAGAAAGGAAAAGCUACUCAAGGAGCUGAUCCGAAAGGGCAUCCCACACCACUUCCGGGCCAUCGUUUGGCAGCUCCUGUGCAGUGCCACAGAUAUGCCCGUCAAAAACCAGUACUCCGAGCUCCUCAAGAUGUCCUCACCAUGUGAGAAGCUGAUCCGAAGGGACAUUGCCCGCACCUAUCCAGAGCAUGAGUUCUUCAAAGGCCAGGACAGCCUGGGCCAGGAAGUCCUCUUCAAUGUCAUGAAGGCAUACUCCCUGGUUGAUCGGGAGGUUGGAUAUUGCCAAGGCAGUGCCUUCAUUGUGGGCUUACUCCUCAUGCAGAUGCCUGAGGAAGAGGCCUUCUGUGUGUUUGUGCGGCUGAUGCAGGAGUACCGGCUACGGGAGCUCUUCAAGCCCAGCAUGGCCGAGCUGGGACUCUGUAUCUACCAGUUUGAAUACAUGCUGCAGGAGCAGCUUCCGGACCUGAACACCCACUUCCGCUCACAGAGCUUCCACACAUCCAUGUAUGCAUCAUCCUGGUUCCUCACGCUUUUCCUCACCACCUUUCCCCUGCCUGUUGCUACCCGGGUCUUUGACAUCUUUAUGUAUGAGGGACUGGAGAUUGUGUUCCGAGUCGGCCUUGCCCUGCUGCAAGUGAACCAGACAGAGCUGAUGCAGCUGGACAUGGAGGGCAUGUCCCAGUACUUCCAGAGAGUGAUCCCCCACCAGUUUGACAGCUGCCCAGACAAGCUGGUCCUCAAGGCUUACCAGGUCAAGUACAACCCUAAAAAGAUGAAGAGGCUGGAGAAGGAGUACGCAGCUAUGAAGAGUAAGGAGAUGGAGGAGCAGAUCGAGAUCAAACCCCGCGUGGGAGCGCAUUCCCCAAUUGGCAUGUCCUCAAAGCUGGCCUCACAACAGUAAACAAGACAGUCAAAGUUCCUUGCUUUCAUGUCCCCGAACCCCCCAUGUCAUGGGGCGAUAGUCAAUAAAUCACUGAAAUAGUGUGGAUUCCAGAGUGCUCCGGAUAUAGUCAUACAAGAGACAGUCGCAUCUGGGGAGACACUCUAGGUCCAAGAGUCCAGUGUAGAGGGCCUAGGAUAGAAGAAUGUGCCUGGUGGACAGGAGAACACCCUGGGGACACAGAGGUUGGGAGCUAAGGAGAAAGGCUCAGGCAAGCAGGCUAUGUAGGCUAAGGUAUGGUCAUCCACUCAGGGUCCUGAUUGUACUGUAGCAGCCAGCCAGCCCAGCGUCAGUUCCUUGAGUGCACAAAACGUCCAAAACCAAACUUACCUCUCAAUGGCCUCUUCACCCCUCUUCAUGUGAUUUUAGCCAUUCAUCCAACAAACAUCUUUUUUUUUUUUUUUUUGAUUCUUUUUUUUCGGAGCUGGGGACCGAACCCAGGGCCUUGCACUUCCUAGGCAAGCGCUCUACCACUGAGCUAAAUCCCCAACCCCAACAAACAUCUAUUGAAACAAAGAUGAGACCUAGUCUUAAGUGACAAGGACCUGGCUUCCCAGAUAAAGGCACUCUUGAGCAUUGAGAGUCCCUCAAUAUCUUUCCAAGGAAGCCCAGGUGCUGCCAGGUACAACCCAGGGCCAGGAUGUAGAAGAGAGGAGAAAGAAAAGCUCAUACCCACCUACUCCAACUGACCAGCUAGCUACACGUUCCCAAAGCCUGCUAGCCAGGUUAAGGACCCUACAACCCAAUAUAGGGGACAGGCAAGGACACGAACCUCCAUAUAGACCUGGUUUUGUCCUCCACACUUGAUGAAUCAAAGUGGUUAGCACUGGUGUCCCACUGAAGACCAGCUGUGUGGCCCUGGCAGGUAAAUUCACCUCUCUGAGCCUUGGAGCUUUGCUGUGAUGUUCCUGUCACUGUCCGCCUCCAGUGCAUUGUUUCUACCUCCUGUGGGAAGUCAGGGGCAGAGGCCUGUGCCGCAAGCUGAAGCACUUGGCCCUGUUGAGGCUUCCAGAAAGAUUUCCAUCCUGGGUUUGUGAGCCAUCUCACAAGGAAGUGUUGCACUAGACCAAAUGUGGUUUUUGCUGUGUGCAGAUGAGCGGCCUGCUCUCAUCAGGAGACUGUGAGGCCCAGAAUAGACAAGAAUGCCAUAGACCUUGAGACCACAGGCCAGACUGAAAGUUUCCCCUGAGAAGAGAUUUCACCAGAGGCCUUGAAGAGUCAGGCAGAUGUCUCCUCACAGGGUAUCUUACAAGUGUCCUGCAGUUUGGUCUCUCACUUUUAGCCUGUCUUAAAACAUCCUGAUUUGAUGCUGGGAGGUGGUGAUGCAUGCCUUUAAUCCCAACACUCGGAGGCAGAGGCAGGUGAAUCUCUCAGUUUUGAGGUCACCCUGGUCAACAGAGCAAGUUAUGGGACAGCCAGAGCUAUACAGAGAAACCCUGUCUCACAAAAGCCAAAUAAAGUAACAGAAACAAAUCCCUUAUUUGCUUGCAUCGGAUAAGGCAAGACUUAGACAACUACACUAUGCAAAGGUGCAUAGACACUGCCUUUGAAGGAAGCGUUCGUUGAGGCUGGGGCUGUAGCUUAGUGGUGAGGGUUUGCCCAGCACACACGAGGCCAUGGGCUCCAUCCUCGGUACAGAACAGCAGCAAAAUGAAAAGAGGGCAAAGGAGAUGGCUCAGUGGGUAAAGUGUUUGCUGGGCAUGCAUGAGUUCAAUCCCCAGGACCCACGUAAAAGAGCCAGGAGCAGGAGUGUUCCUUCAGUCCAUCCACAGACACACAGAGACAGGCAGACAGGUCCCUGCAAGCCAGCCUAGCCACAUUGUCGGCUUCCAGGUUUAAAAAGGAGGGGUAAGGCUGAGGAGAGGCCUCUGUAAAGUGCUUGUCUCAAACAUGGAGACUUAAACCCGGAGCUCCCAGCCCAACAGUAAAGCCCAGCAUAAUCAGUGCGUUCUAACCCCACCACUUGGGACUGGGAGAGGUAGCAGGUGGAACCCAUUUAGCCAGCCAGCCUAACUCAGUCCAUGGGCUUCAGCUCUAGUGGGAACUGCAUUUCAAAAACUAACAUAGAACAGGGGUAGUUGCACAUGCUUUUAAUCCUAGCCGUGAGGUAAUUGAGGCAGGUAGAUCUCUGUUGGUUCAAAGCCAAUUUUGACUACAUUACAAGUCCCAGCCAAUCAUGGCUACAUAGUGAGAUCCUGUCUCAAAUAAACCAAUGAACCUAGGUAUGGUGGCACAAGUCUGUCACCCUAGGACUGGGGAGGUGGACUUUGGAGGGUCACCGCCACUCCUCUGUGACUCUGUUCCUUACACAUGAUGUGAGUCAGUGACCAUCAGGUCCAUGAUUUGCUCCACUGCUUUCUGGGUGUUUCUAUCUCCCCAGGAAGCAACCCAGGAAAUGUCCUGUGUAAUGCAUAGGUAGUAUCUAGUUUCAUUUCUGUUGCUGUGAUAAAAUACUCUGACAAACCAAGGAAGACUGGAGAAAUGGCCUAGCAAUUAAACUCUCUGGCCGUUCUUCCAGAGGACCUGUGUUCACCACUGUUCACCACUGUCUAUCUCGAGGAUCCCAGGCCCUCUUUGGCCUCUGUAGUCACUCCUGCCAUAAAAUUAAAACAAAAUGUUAACAAAGAUUUUAAACUUAAGACAAAAAGUUAUGUAUUUUAGCUAACAAUCCAGAUUACAGUGCAUUACCACCACGGAAGUCACAGCAGGAAGAGCUUGAGACCAUUGGUCACAUCACAUGCAGUCAAGAAGAAAGAGAUGCUCACAUGUCGAAAUACUCUCCUGCUUGUGCUCAGUUCUAGUUCUCCACUCAGAAUUCCCUGCCUGGUUAGUGGUGGGCUGUCUUCUCUCACAUCGAUUAAGGCAUUCAAAAAAGAAAAAGAAAAACUUCCCCUAGCUGGGAGGUGGUAACACACACCCUUAAUCCCAGAACUCCUGAGGCAGAAGUAGGUGGAUAUCUGUGAGUUCAAGUCCAGCCCAGUCUACCAAGCAAGGUCCAGGACAGCCAGGGCUACACAGAGAAAUCCUGUUUUGAAAAACCAAAAAAAGAAAGUAAAGAAGGAAGGGAGGGAGGGAGGAAGGAAAGAAGGGAUGGUGGGAGGAAGGGAGGAAGGAAGGGAGAAAAAGAAAAUCCCUAUAAACAUGUCUAUGAGCCAACGUAAUGUAGACAAAUCAUUAAGAUUCGCUCCCCAGGUGACUCGAGGUUGUGUCAAGUUGAUGACGAAAACCAACCCUCACAGCCUGGUAGGCCUUUUGGUCAUCUACUACCACAAAUGAUUUCAUAACCAGGGAGCUGAGGAGCCUACCCACAGCACAUCUGCAUGCUCACCAGCUCCGUAAAGGAUCCCAAGGGAACUUAAGACCACAUCCACUUACCCUAAAUUCCUCAUCCCAGAACAGAGGGCAGAGCCAAGCAUGGGGUGGGAUACCUCUAAUCCCCUACGCAGGAGGCAGCAGGAUCAAAAUUCAAAGCUGACUAUACCAUAUAACAAGACAGCAGGGAGCAGGGAAAUAGUCAUAUCAAGGGCAAUGUGUCUAAAGGUCAGAGAUGUGGCAGAGAUGGUGCCUGGCACGCAGGAAGCCCUGGGUUCUAUCCACCCCGGUGUCACACUGCAUAAUCACAGCACCAUGGCACACAGCUGCCAUCUCAGUUCUCAGGAGGUAAAAACAGCAGCAUCAAGGAGUCGACAGUGUCCUUGCUUGUGUACAGCAAGUUCUAUGCCAGCCUGGGAUACAUGAAGUCCUGUCUCAGAGAGAAAUCGUAAUUAAAGAAAAAAACGUACGUGUUCAACACAAGAGACCUAAAUUCUGAGAGGGGGUGUUGUUCCAGAGAGUCUAACUUAGAGGCUGCUGGAAGCGAAGGGAAGGGGGUCAGCACUACCUGGCACCAGCGUCCCUUGGAACACAGGGGAAAGACCCUUGAAAGACGAGGUAGAAACAAACGUCUGAGGAUAGUAUAGAUGUGGCUGCUCCUUACACUUACUUAACACGUGUACACACAUGCACACAUGCACAUGCUAGGGGCUGGGGAGAACGGAGGGGUUUUUUAUUUUUAUACUUUAGACAGGGUUUCUCUGUGUAGCCCUGGCUGUCCUGGACCUUGAUUUGUAGACCAGGCUGGCCUCAGACUCAGAGGUCCACCUACCUCUGCCUCCUGAGUGCUAGGAUUAAGGGCAUUUAACAACACACCCAGAUCAGAUUCUUUUGUGAGUUUUUUUUUUGUGUGUGUCUGUUUGGUUUUUUGUGUUUUUUUAAAUAAUGUUGAGCCAGGCAGUGGUGGCACAAGCCUGUAAUCUGAGGACUCCGGAGGCAGAGGGUUUCAUGCAGCUUUCGUACCCCACCUAAAUAAACUCCGGAAAUGGACUUUGAUACCAGCCCCCGCCCAGAGAAUAUUGAAUCUGUGGAUGGAAAACACACAUGCACACACACACACGCACAUACACAUACACACACGUUGCUUAAUCUCAACUUGCCUUAUUGGCUCAAUUGCUGGACAGUGUUAAUCCCCACGGCAGGAUGCCCACCCCAAUACUCUUAGCUCAGCACCCAAAAUCUGUCUCGACUUUAGUUGCUCAGUUCCUUUAGUCCCAGC